CUGGCAGCUCUGGUUUAUUGACAACUCUUCUUCUCCUGUUUCUGGCGAAAAUUACGUAAGGAAACAGAGUUUUGUCACGGUUUCGUUUUUUUAUUUGACAACUCCUCCACAAACUGGCUCACAAAUGUUCAAAUUCGCGAUUAAAACUGGCCUAGCUGGCGGUGCUGUUUAUUACUCCCGCCAGGAAGGAAUUUGGAAUGAAAAUACCGAUCAAGUUUACGAACGAUACUCAAAUGCACUGCAGCCACAUAUGGCGUCGGUAAAGCAGAGGCUUCCCUUUGAGGUUCCAGCCCUUCCAAAAUCGGGUGAAUUGUGUUUUUUGACGACUCACUAUUACAAUCAGGGUGUGAAAAACACAAUCUACUUCAUCCAUCGUAUUCCCUGCUACCUAGGCCAAUGGACUAAGAAGGCUACCGAUGCAGUGAAAAAAGCACUGGAUCCACCAGCCACGACCGCGACGGAUUCCACCGCGGCAGCAGGCACAGCCAGCGGAGCUAAGAAGUAGAAUUUAAUCUUCAAAUUUAGCGAACAAUAAAAAUUAUUGAAUCCA
Messenger RNA from Wyeomyia smithii (pitcher-plant mosquito), 550 nucleotides. RefSeq names its product MICOS complex subunit MIC13 homolog QIL1 (gene QIL1). NCBI's taxonomy places the organism in Eukaryota, Metazoa, Arthropoda, Insecta, Diptera, Culicidae. Gene Ontology annotation, cellular component: mitochondrial crista junction; MICOS complex. The transcript is spliced from 3 exons. Gene Ontology annotation, biological process: cristae formation. The coding region runs from base 125 to 505 and encodes 126 amino acids. The record is from RefSeq and is a predicted model, not a curated record.